CCCAAGAAAAACAACAGCCAGGAACUAUUGCUGGAACUUUUAGGUAGGCUGAAUGUUCUGGUUUAAGCCUUCAUUCUUACCUUCUUUUCUACUUUCAUUAAUAUAACCUUUGUCUCUGAGAUUGUGGACCAACUGCACUUAAACAGUUUGAACACUUGCUGCUGCUAAAACAAGAACAAGUCCUCUCAUGUGAGAAAUAUAUUAAAUGUAAUUGUAUAAGUGAUGGUCAAUUUUCUGUCAGUGCUCCUGCGAAAUACAACUUUUCUUGUUUGUAUAUAUCAAGGAGAAAGUCAUGCCUUCUGCAUGCUUCAGAUUUUCAGGAUGAGGAAGACACUUCUGCUUGCUGUCAUUGUCUCAGGUCUGUCUGUUCAGUCUACAAACCUCAUCAGAGAGUACCACUACGUGAAGAUCCUCAAGAACUGGACUGAUGCACAGAGGUACUGCAGAGAGAUGUUCACUGACCUGGCCACUCUAGAAAACCAGUAUGACAACAAGAGGCUGUUGAGUGUAAUCCAGAAACCUAAACAAUGGACCUAUAUAGGGCUUUAUGAUGACCUGAUCAGAUGGAAGUGGGUGCUUGGAAAUGCAGACUUCAAUAACAAAUUAGAUUUCAGCAACUGGAGAAGCAAUGAGCCUAACAAUGUAAAUUCCAACCAGCACUGCGUGGCGAUGACCAAAGAGGGACUUUGGCGUGACGCGAUUUGUUCCACGAAACGUCCUGCAGUUUGCUUUUACGGUAAGAAAGGUGUUUUCUGAGAACUUGCUAUUAGAGUUUCAUCAUUAUUAUUAUUGUUUUAGUUUCAAUCUCAUUGGAUUUAUGUCUG
Molecule: messenger RNA, 824 nt
Organism: Amphiprion ocellaris (clown anemonefish)
Lineage: Eukaryota; Metazoa; Chordata; Actinopteri; Pomacentridae
Product: L-selectin-like
Exons: 2
Coding region: 223-756 (177 amino acids)
Source: RefSeq, a predicted model, not a curated record